AUGAAAAAACGUAAAAUCGAACUUUCUUCGGAGAGUCAUUUAUCAUCCAUGAUUCACUUGGUAAAAGUUGAAUUAGAGAAACAAAAUUUUGCAGCUGUUAUAGAUACAUUGGAACAGCAAUUUGGGUGUGAUUGUCCCAAAAACAUUGUUGAUGACACCAUUAAAGAAAUUUUAUUUCCGAUUUAUUCGUUCUAUGUGAGAAGGAUUCUUUUACCUCAGAAUCAACAUGAACUAGCCUUGAGAGUUAUGAAACGAGCAUUAAGAUAUUGUCGCUCUUUGGAUUUCUUGUGGGAAUUAACCAAUGUUGUGGACGAAGGGGAUGAAGCACAUUUAUUGAAAAUGGAGGAAAAUUUAAAAGACCUAAUCACAAAGACAUGUGAUCUUAUUGAGCAACGGUACAACGGCCAACCCAAUUCAAAUUGCAAUUCGAAUGAUGUCUUGUCUGCAUCUUCGCCUGAAUCAACGUUUACGAGUUGGGAGUAUGCUCUAUUUAGAAGUGAAUGGUUGGAGUUCAAAGACGACAAGCCCUCGUUUUACCCUUCCUCAUGUCAUCAUCUACUGGACCCAAUCCGAGGUUUCUCGAUUUCUAUUUCUAUGCCUUCCAAAAAUCCCAUCCAAAAGAAUUGA
Molecule: messenger RNA, 627 nt
Organism: Naegleria lovaniensis
Lineage: Eukaryota; Heterolobosea; Eutetramitea; Acrasida; Naegleriidae
Exons: 1
Coding region: 1-627 (208 amino acids)
Source: RefSeq, a predicted model, not a curated record